This is a messenger RNA of Trichomonas vaginalis G3, 945 nucleotides long. RefSeq lists its product as uncharacterized. The record is from RefSeq and is a predicted model, not a curated record. The transcript has a single exon. The coding region runs from base 1 to 945 and encodes 314 amino acids. NCBI's taxonomy places the organism in Eukaryota, Parabasalia, Trichomonadida, Trichomonadidae.
AUGAGUGAAAAAAGAUCUGGUUCUUCUUCUCAUAUUUAUAUGGAAAUUAAGAAUCCAACAAGCUUGCAUAUUAAUGAAUAUGAGGUUUUCGUGCCAGUUUCAGAGAAAGGACUCUCAGUUGACCAUCCAAAAAAUACAAAAACUGGAGAGUUCACUAAAAUUAAACCAAAAUAUCAAGAACCGUACGUAUUCCAACCAACUAAAACAAAUUCGAAGAAAACAAAGCAGGAAAAACAAGUAAUUCAAUUGGCCCAAACAGAAUCUUUUAUUUCCGGUAUAACAGCACUAAUAAAUCGCCGCCUGAAGAAGUCUGGUAUCACUAUAGACAGUAAUGCACGAGAAUUAGUUCAAAAAGCAAUUUUUUCGUAUAUUUUACAAAUAAUUAAAACUUCACACGAAAUUUCUCAAGUCAGAUUAGAUAUUGGCGGUGACUCAAAUCGUGCCAUAUCAUUUUUACCAUCCAUUUCUCAAUACGCUCUUCAAUUUGAAAAUUAUAUGUUAACUUCAGCUCGUGGCUCUCAAUUUUCCAAGAGCAAAGAGCUCACAGACUUCUUCAAAGACCAUAUGCUUAAGUAUGCACAGCCAAUUCCUCUUCUAAAAGAGCCACAGUCGCAAGAAGGAUUUAUUACACUAUUUCCGAUUCAAUACAACGCCGAAGAGAAUGCUUUGGCACGCCUGAUCAAUGUUAAGCUUACAAAGAACUCAGAAGAUGGAGUUGCUCAGCAAUUUAAAGACAAAAUUAACAAAUACAAAUCCCAGUACGAUGAAAACAAGCGAAACUUCAAAAACAUCAACUUAAAUGAACUCAAAAAGAACGAAGAAUUCGAAACAAGAAGACAAAACCCUUCAAUUUUACCAAGUGACAUAAUUACGUGCAUUCAGAUGUAUCCUAACUUCGAAUUCAUUAGUAAGCAGGUGUUAUCUCUUUUCCAGCUUGAAGAGUAA